Messenger RNA from Bactrocera neohumeralis, 1439 nucleotides. RefSeq names its product putative nuclease HARBI1. The transcript has 3 exons. The coding region runs from base 31 to 1173 and encodes 380 amino acids. Lineage: Eukaryota; Metazoa; Arthropoda; Insecta; Diptera; Tephritidae. The record is from RefSeq and is a predicted model, not a curated record.
GCUUUUGCUUCGUUUAUAUAAAUAUUUGAAAUGGAUACAAUCAUGUUACAUUUAAGUGAUAGCGAUAAUGAGGAUGAAAAUUGUAUACAAAUUCGUCGCGAGCGCAGAAAUUUGAGGAAUAAUUCAAAAGACAUAUUGGAAAUGGAUGAUUAUAAUUUCUUCAAAAAUUUUCGCAUCAACAAAGAAGCAUUUAUAUACAUUUUAGAGGAAUACGAAAAUGUAUGUGGAAAUGAUAAGAGACAAGGUUCUCUUUCUCCGAAAAUAAAACUUGCUACAUGUCUGCGCUUCUUUGCCACAGGCAACUAUCAGCAUUGUGUUGGAAAGGACUUCAAUAUAAAUGUGGCCCAAUCGACAUUCUGUGGAAUAUUAGAGGAAGUUCUAAACAUUCUUCAGUACAGACUAUGUUCACGGUGGAUUUCUAUUUACAUGAAUGGAAACGAAGAAUUGGAAUCAAAAACAUUUUUUUUUGCCAAGUCAAAAAUUCCGGGUGUGACAAUGGCAGUUGAUGGAACUCACAUAAAGAUAAUGGCUCCAACGAGAGAUAAACAUCUUUAUUAUAAUCGCAAAGGAUUCUCAAGUCUGAACGUUAUGAUAGUGUGCGACCACAAAAUGCAAAUACGCUACGUUAGUGCAAAAUAUCCUGGCAGUAGUCACGAUUCUCAUAUAUGGGAUUUGAGUGACAUAAAAACUAUCAGCGCAACCAAUUAUCGGAGAGGAAAUGCAAAUUUAAUAUUAGGUGAGAAACCAUUGAUAAAAGUACGAUCACCUAAUAAAAAUGUACGCAUUAAAGGAGACAAAGGGUAUCCUCUUCAACCAUGGCUCAUAACUCCAUUUAGAGAACCAAUCACAUGCCUCAGAAAAAGAAGAUUUAAUACGUAUCAUGCUAAAGGCCGAAUAGUUGUUGAGAAAACAAUAGGUUUAUUAAAAUCAGUAUUUCGUUGCCUUUGCAGUGAACGAGGACUACAUUACGCACCAUAUAAAGCAGCGCGUAUUGUUAAUUUCUGCUGUGCAUUGCAUAAUAUUCGUUUGCAUUUUAAUUCUAACGAAAAUUUUAAUGAGCCACACCUGGAUAUAUCUGAAAAUGAAUAUUCAAACAAUGAUGACAAUGAUUUAAAUGAUAUGCCUACCGACGAAGCAAAUAGAAUAAGAGAAACUUUUUUAGAUAUGUUUUAGUAUAAGUUCAUAUAUAACUAAAUAUGUUGAGUUCAUUUUUAUUAAAACUAAGUUAAAAAACGUAAAAAUUCAUUAAAAUGUAAAUAUUUUGAAUUAAUAAUAAAAACUUAUGGAUUAUUUAAAUGUUCAAGUUCCAGUUCUAGAAUUUUUUUUUUGGUUUCCAAUUUAUCAAAGGCUAUUUUUUCCAUGACAGCAUUAUGUCGCUUCAUUUCUUUCAAUUUAUCCUUCUCAUUUUCACUUAGUUUCCUAAGCCACCUGUUUGUGUC